Aphanomyces astaci is the source of this 5700-nucleotide messenger RNA. RefSeq lists its product as hypothetical. The transcript is spliced from 7 exons. The record is from RefSeq and is a predicted model, not a curated record. NCBI's taxonomy places the organism in Eukaryota, Oomycota, Saprolegniomycetes, Saprolegniales, Verrucalvaceae. The coding region runs from base 1 to 5232 and encodes 1743 amino acids.
AUGCAGCUCGACGUGCUGCUGCUAUGUGUGCUACUUGUGGGACUGCCAUGGAUCCCUGGUAGCGACGCGAGCUGUGCGAACAUGUGCUCCGGGCAUGGCACCUGUGGCGCAUCCAAUAAAUGCACCUGCGAUGCCGAGUGGAAUGUUGUGCCAGACUGUUCUCGUCAUGUUUGUCCGACUGGAAUCGCUUGGGUAGACAAAGCAUCGACUCCGAACGGAGCCCACGCCACCGCCACAGAAUGCUCAAACCGUGGCAUCUGCGACUACUCAAAAGGCUCGUGUAUCUGCACCCAGGGGUUCACUGGCGACGCAUGUCAACGAAUGCGGUGUCCCAACGACUGCUCCGGUCGCGGGCAGUGCCUGACGUUGGCCACCCUCGCUCGGUCGUACGGCCCCCAAACCAUGGCCACGGGGCUCGGUCCAGCGUACAGCAACUGGGAAAAGGACAGCAUCACGACGUGUUAUUGCGACAUGGGCUUUACCGGGCCAGAUUGCUCCAUGCGCAUGUGUCCAAAGAACGACGACCCGCUCACCCCCGGCCAAGCGUUUCGCUCCAUCGCGCUGACCGUCAGUGGCGCCACGUCAGCGCUGGCUGGUGUCGUGACAGUCACGUUCAACGGGUACUCAUUCACGAUGCCCGCAAAUGCCAACUCGAACUCAGAUGCGAUUUGUGCGGCGGCAGUCCUGACUUUGGGCAAUGUUCGCACUGCCACCUGUGUCAUGUCUGCCGUGGACAGCACGACCCAAGGCGCGACGUACACGAUUGAAUUCCAAGAAUGGUCGCACUGGGACUCGGAGAACAACGUGUUUUUUCACACUGGGAACCCCCCGUUGGCGUCAUUUAGCUGCCACGUCGCAGGUGUCACUAGUGCCAACUCGCCGACAUGUUCGUUUGCAGACGUGGUUUCGACAAACCUCAUUGAGCAUGAAUACUGCUCCCGUCGCGGCAUCUGCGACUUCACCGUCGGCCUUUGCACAUGCUUUUUGGACUACAAGACGAGCGACUGCAGCCAGUUGUCCAACAUCCCAGACAACAUUGACGACCACGACGGUUUCCUCAUCCAACCCGUAGGGCCGUCGUAUGUUGGCAUCGCCCUGCAUAUCCAAACGAUCAAAGCCAUGCAGACCGACUUUCAAAUGAUCAAAAUUGAAGCGGCCAGUCAACCGCUGUUUUAUAUGCUGGGCAACGGCGACACGUUUUGGACAAAGGGCAAUGUCCGUGUGGACACUGGUACGCUUUUUGUCCAAGCGGGGGAGACCAUUGCGACGGGGGGACUAGCGAUUCAAGAUGGGGGGAGUACCACCACGUUGACGACCGUCGCUGGCACGGUGGCGGACGCGUUGGCCCCAAACACGGGGUUCACUGGCACUGUCAUGACGGCUCGGGCGACUCAAGCGGCCGCGAUCACGUUUUACCUGUUUAAAGCGUCGACAGAAAACUCGCUUGUUCCGAUGUUUGACAUUCGGGGCGAUGGACGCACCACCGUUCGUUCUGGGGGGUUGGAAGUGGUCCUCGGGGGCGCCACCAUCACCGACAACGUUGGAACUACGUCGGUCCUGACAGUGCAAGCCUCCAGUGGAGGCUACUCUAGCUCUGUGGUGUCGAUAGCAGCCACGGCUUCGUCGCAAUUCCCACUCACAGACUUCAACUUGCUCACGGCGUCGGCUGGGGGAACGACGGCGAUCACGGUCGAAGCGUCGGGAAAGACAACGUUGACCAAUGGGGGGUUGUAUGUGAAUGGCAUUGGUGGGGGCAACUUCGUGAACCAGGACCUGGCAGCGUCAGCGUUGACGGCGUUGUCCGGACUAGGAACGUUUACGGGCACUGUGGCGACUAUCGGGGCCUCCAGAGCGGCAAACGUAACGUUCAAACUCUUGGAAGCCAAGUCGAACGGGGUGGUGACGUUCUCCGUACGAGGAGAUGGGUUCACCACCGUUCAUUCGGGGGGGUUCCAAGUGUUGCUGGGGGGUGGCACCAUCACCGCCGGAGGCUUUUACGUCUAUGCGGGGGGAGCCACCGUGAAUGCAGGGGGGCUCAUGGUAACCAACGGGGGCGCUACAAUCCAAGCCCAGGGCCUUGUCGUUGUGGACGGGGGUGCCGACAUCACGAGCACGGCGCAGUUGUUGCCGUCCUUUUCCGUACAUGCGAGUCAUUUGGCGUUCCAAAGCACCGUGGCUGUGAUCGAGACCACGUUGGUUGCUGCGUCAAGCUCGUUUUACUUGCUCAAGAUCAACGCUGCAGCGACGACGGAAAUUUUCGACGUGCGUGGCGAUGGGCUGACCACCAUCCACCAAGGUGGUCUCGUCGUCACUCUAGGCGGUGCUACUGUCACUGCCGGUGGGUUGACUGUCACCGACGGAGGUGAAACCAUUCGAACUCUGUCCGCAACUGCUGACGUGUCAACGAUCACUGCUGCAAGUACCGGCUACAGCGGGUCCGUAUUGACGGCAAUAUCGGCUACCACUGCUGGCUCGUCCUUCUACUUGUUCAGUGCACUCUCUGGGACGUCCACUGCCAUAUUCGAUAUCCGAGGCGAUGGGUUGACCACCAUCCAUGAAGGUGGUCUAGCCGUCACCCUUGGUGGUGCCACUGUCACUGCCGGUGGGUUGACUGUCACCGACGGAGGUGAAACCAUUCGAACUCUGUCCGCAACUGCUGACGUGUCAACGAUCACUGCUGCAAGUACCGGCUACAGCGGGUCCGUAUUGACGGCAAUAUCGGCUACCACUGCUGGCUCGUCCUUCUACUUGUUCAGUGCACUCUCUGGGACAUCUACGGCCAUAUUCGACAUCCGAGGCGAUGGGCUGACUACGAUACACCAGGGAGGGCUGUCGAUCACCACUGGCGGUGCCACCGUAACGGACGGAGGUGAAACCAUUCGAACUCUGUCCGCAACUGCUGACGUGUCAACGAUCACUGCUGCAAGUACCGGCUACAGCGGGUCCGUAUUGACGGCAAUAUCGGCUACCACUGCUGGCUCGUCCUUCUACUUGUUCAGUGCACUCUCUGGGACGUCCACUGCCAUAUUCGAUAUCCGAGGCGAUGGGUUGACCACCAUCCAUGAAGGUGGUCUAGCCGUCACCCUUGGUGGUGCCACUGUCACUGCCGGUGGGUUGACUGUCACCGACGGAGCCAUCACCCUUGGUGGUGCCACCGUGUCAGCCGGAGGAUUGGUCGUGUCUACUGUGGGAGCUACAGUCACGGCUGGUGGGUUAACCGUAACCGAUGGCGGCGAAACGAUUCGAACUACGUCCACGUCGGCUUCGGUGUCAACUCUUACUGCUUCUAGUGCAAGCUACACUGGAUCCGUCUUGACAGCCAUUUCUGCGACCACAGCUGCUUCGACUUUCUACUUGUUCAGUGCACUCUCUGGGACUUCCACUGCCAUCUUCGACAUCCGAGGCGAUGGGUUGACCACUAUCCACCAAGGCGGUCUAGCCAUCGCCCUUGGCGGUGCCACCGUCACCGCGGGUGGGCUAACCGUGACUGACGGCGGUGCUGCCAUCACAACCACCUCAACCACCCUUUCCGCCUCCACGUUGACUGCCUCCAGCACGAGCUACACUGGCACCGUGCUGAAAGCUGUGUCGGCUACAGCUGUUGGCUCCACGUUCUUCUUGUUCAAGGCGCUAAGUGGUACCACCACAUCUGUGUUUGACAUCCAGGGCGACGGGCUAACGACGAUUCGCCAAGGUGGUCUAGCCAUCACCCUUGGUGGUGCCACCGUGUCAGCCGGAGGAUUGGUCGUGUCUACUGUGGGAGCUACAGUCACGGCUGGUGGGUUAACCGUAACCGAUGGCGGCGAAACGAUUCGAACUACGUCCACGUCGGCUUCGGUGUCAACUCUUACUGCUUCUAGUGCAAGCUACACUGGAUCCGUCUUGACAGCCAUUUCUGCGACCACAGCUGCUUCGACUUUCUACUUGUUCAGUGCACUCUCUGGGACUUCCACUGCCAUCUUCGACAUCCGAGGCGAUGGGUUGACCACUAUCCACCAAGGCGGUCUAGCCAUCGCCCUUGGCGGUGCCACCGUCACCGCGGGUGGGCUAACCGUGACUGACGGCGGUGCUGUCGUCACAACCACCUCUACCACCCUGUCCGCCUCUACGUUGACUGCGUCCAGCACGAGCUACACUGGCACCGUGCUGAAAGCUGUGUCGGCUACAGCUGUUGGCUCCACGUUCUUCUUGUUCAAGGCGCUGAGUGGCACCUCCACGUCUGUGUUUGAUAUCCAGGGCGACGGGCUAACGACGAUUCGCCAAGGGGGGUUGUCGAUUGUAACUGGUGGAGCUACCAUCGCUGCUGGAGGGCUAGUCGUGUCCACUAUUGGUGCUACCGUAACUGCCGGGGGGCUGACCGUCACGGCGGGGGGAGCUACUGUUACAGCUGGGGGACUUGUGAUCACUGACGGGGGCGGUAGUGUGACUCAAAGUGCAGCAGCUGGUCCUGGCCUGUCUGUGACUGCGUCAAGCUCAGCUCUGACGGGCACAGUGCUGAAAGCCACCACCGCUACUGCAGUAGGGACCGGCUUCUAUUUAUUUCAGGCCAUGGUGUCGUCUACCACGUCUGUGUUUGACAUCCGCGGAGACGGACUUACGACGCUGUCCCAAGGGAGCUUGGUUCUCACGACGGGAGGACUGUCGCUCACAGCGGGUGGCAUCACGGCAGCCGGCUCGAUAGUGUUUUCUAGUACGACGGCGGCUACGACUGCAACCACCGGCGCGUUGCAAGUCGCGGGGGGUAUUGGAGUCGGUGGGGACAUUUACUGCGCUGCCACCGCCCAUGUGCAAACGUUGGAUCAGUACUCGGACGUCCGGUUAAAGCAAGCCAUUCGUGACAUUGGAGUGACCCGCGCCGAGUUUGAUGCGUUGCGGCCGGUCGAGUAUGAAUGGAAACGACGCAGCAAAGAACUGGGCGUCCAAGCGGGAUUCGUCGCCCAGGAAGUGCAGCGAGUGUGGCCGCAUCUCGUUCAUGCAGACGGAGACGGCACGUUGUCGCUGAAUUACAACGGUAUCACUCCGUACGUGGUCGCGCGCGUCCAAGCCCUGGAACGAGAACUCGAUGACGUGAACGCGGAGAAAGAUAGUCUCCUUCAUGACGUGGAGCUGCUUAAGUCUGAGGCAGAGUUAGCGAAGGCAGAGAUGGAACGGGUGAAGCUCGAGGUGGCCAACAUGCAAGCCAGAAUGGAACGAUGGGAAACGAAAUUGGAAGUCCACGAGGGCAACAGUUAGGUAGGUAGGUGUAACGUUAGGAAUUUAUGCUUUAUAUGUAUGCAAACUUCAUCGAUUGUAUUUCAACCUAAUCAAAGGUCACCAUGCACUAUAUAAUGCAUGCAUGCUUCAAGCGAAUGCAAGCAUGGACUCAAUGGUUCAUGCGAACGGUGCGGUCGCCGACACGGUGUUUAUCUUGAUCAUGAGGUCGCGGGCACACAUCACAUGAAAUCUGGUAAAGAGAUUGCGAUGCACUGCUCAAGCACACAUCUCGGAUGACAGGCAAAUCGCACGACCGACGGCUGCCAUGGUAGGUAUAGGUAACAAAGGCAGCUUCAUGACCAGCCUCCAGAACCUCCUUAGCAUGUCUCUUCAGACCACAACUAUCGCCAUGGCCAUAGCGUUUGAUGGCUCUGCAAGCUGUUGCCGUCGGCCAUCGUCGUGGUAGGAUCGUCAAGGUGUAGUCCACGUGUCCUGAAUCGCCACAAG